Molecule: messenger RNA, 933 nt
Organism: Merops nubicus (carmine bee-eater)
Lineage: Eukaryota; Metazoa; Chordata; Aves; Coraciiformes; Meropidae
Product: disks large homolog 3-like
Exons: 8
Biological process (GO): chemical synaptic transmission
Cellular component (GO): neuromuscular junction; neuron projection; postsynaptic density membrane
Molecular function (GO): protein binding
Source: RefSeq, a predicted model, not a curated record
GCCAACCCUGCUCCCAUUAUCGUGAACACAGACUCGCUGGAACAAGGGCUCUCUGUAAACGGCAGCGAUGGGAUGUUCAAAUAUGAGGAGAUUGUCUUGGAAAGGGGUAACUCUGGCCUCGGAUUCAGCAUAGCAGGAGGAAUCGACAACCCCCACGUUCCAGAUGAUCCAGGUAUCUUCAUCACCAAAAUCAUCCCCGGGGGAGCGGCAGCCAUGGACGGCCGUCUGGGGGUGAAUGACUGCGUGCUUCGGGUGAAUGACGUGGACGUCUCUGAGGUGGUGCACAGCAAAGCCGUGGAGGCCCUGAAGGAAGCGGGCCCUGUGGUGCGGCUCGUGGUGCGCCGACGGCAGCCCCCGCCAGAGACCGUCAUGGAGGUCAACCUGAUGAAGGGCCCCAAAGGCCUGGGGUUCAGCAUCGCAGGGGGCAUCGGGAACCAGCACAUCCCUGGGGACAACAGCAUCUACAUCACCAAGAUCAUUGAGGGAGGCGCUGCCCAGAAGGACGGGCGCUUGCAGAUUGGUGACCGGCUGCUCGCGGUGAAUAACACAAACCUGCAGGACGUGCGGCAUGAGGAGGCGGUGGCCGCCCUGAAGAACACCUCUGACAUGGUGUACUUGAAAGUGGCCAAGCCUGGCAACAUCCACCUCAACGACAUGUACGCGCCCCCCGACUAUGCCAGCACAUUCUCAGCCUUGGCUGACAACCACAUAAGCCAUAACUCCAGUCUGGGCUACCUGGGCAGCGUUGAGACCAAGCCUGCCUACCCUGUCCCACCCCAGGUGACUCCAUCCCGGUAUUCGCCCAUCCCUCGGCAUAUAAUCGGGGACGAGGACUUCACCAGGGAACCGCGGAAAAUCAUCCUGCACAAAGGCUCCACUGGCCUGGGCUUCAACAUCGUUGGAGGGGAAGAUGGUGAGGGGAUCUUCGUGUCC